Molecule: messenger RNA, 1331 nt
Organism: Boeremia exigua
Lineage: Eukaryota; Fungi; Ascomycota; Dothideomycetes; Pleosporales; Didymellaceae
Product: lactate/malate dehydrogenase
Exons: 5
Coding region: 52-1071 (339 amino acids)
Biological process (GO): malate metabolic process; tricarboxylic acid cycle
Cellular component (GO): mitochondrion; cytoplasm
Molecular function (GO): L-malate dehydrogenase (NAD+) activity
Source: RefSeq, a predicted model, not a curated record
UCACCAUCUGCAUUUCCCGCCAGUCCAUCUUCCUCACCCAUCACAUCCAUCAUGUUUGCUGCCAGGAACGCUUUCGCCCAGGCCCAGCGCCGCGCUUUCUCUGCGUCGGCCCGCCAGUCCUCCAAGGUCACCGUCCUCGGUGCCGCCGGUGGCAUUGGCCAGCCGCUCUCGCUGCUCCUGAAGCUCAACCCCCGCGUCACCCAGCUCUCGCUCUACGACAUCCGCCUCGCGCCCGGCGUCGCUGCCGACAUUGGCCACAUCAACACCAAGAGCGAGGUCCGCGGCCACGAUGCCACGCCCUCCGGCCUUGCCGAGGCGCUCAAGGGCGCUGAGAUCGUUGUCAUCCCCGCCGGUGUCCCCCGCAAGCCCGGCAUGACCCGUGACGACCUCUUCAACACCAACGCGUCCAUCGUCCGCGACCUCGCCAAGGCCGCCGCUGAGCACGCCCCCGAGGCCAACAUCCUCAUCAUCUCCAACCCGGUCAACUCCACCGUCCCCAUCACCGCUGAGGUCUUCAAGGCCAAGGGCGUCUACAACCCCAAGCGCCUGUUCGGUGUCACCACCCUCGACGUCGUCCGCGCCUCCCGCUUCAUCUCCCAGCUGAAGAACAACGACCCCGCCAGCGAGAACAUCACCGUCGUCGGUGGCCACUCCGGCGCGACCAUUGUCCCGCUGCUGUCCCAGUCCGGCUACAACCUGACCGGCGAGCAGCUCGACGCCUACGUCAAGCGCGUCCAGUUCGGCGGCGACGAGGUUGUCCAGGCCAAGGACGGUGCUGGUUCCGCCACCCUCUCCAUGGCCAUGGCCGGUGCCCGCUUCACCGAGUCGCUCCUCAAGGCUGCCCAGGGCCAGAAGAACGUCAUCGAGCCCACCUUUGUCGACUCGCCCCUGUACAAGGACCAGGGCGUUGAGUACUUUGCGUCCAACGUCGAGCUCGGCCCCAACGGUGUCGAGAAGAUCCACCCCGUCGGCAAGAUCACCGAGUACGAGCAGAAGCUCCUCGAUGCCUGCCUUGCGGACCUCAAGGGCAACAUCAACAAGGGUGUCAAGUUUGCCGCCGAGAACCCGUAAGCGCAGCACCGACGGGCGGCCGGGGCGAAAAGUUGUGUACACUAGUAAUGAAUGUCAUGCGUCACGGAAACUGGACGGUUGGUUUUGCGUGGAUGCCGUUUCAGCGUGCACCGAGCGGGCUAUGUAGAUUUCUGUACUGCCCAAUUUCAUGACUCUUCAAUUUACAGACCUUGAAUAAGUGAAGAACCACGAAAGUGAGGAACCACGAAAGUGAGGAACCACGAGACUGAAGAACCACGCCAAGCCGUGGACACAGCAUC